AUGGCAGCAGAUACACAUCAAUGGGCAGUUGAGCAGCCACAAUCUAGGUCUGUUUUUGAGAUAUCUAAUGGUUCUCCAUAUAUGUCGGCACAAAUUGAAAAAAUGGAGAAAAAGCUUGAAAGAUUUGAUGCAAAAUUUGACAUGUUAUUACAAAGAAUUCCAGGUUCACAGGUUGCUGUACAACAGCCUUUACCAGCUGCUUGUAGCAUUUGCAAUGUGACAACCCAUGAUUUUUUGAGUUGUCCGCAUAAAGAUGCUUAUCCGGAAUUUGCAGCGGAACAAGUUAAUGCAUUUAAUAAUUUCCAGCGUCCAAGAUAUGACCCGUAUUCAAAUGUUUACAACCCGGGUUGGAGAGAUCAUCCUAAUUUUAAGUGGGACAGAGAUCAGCCUGCAAGGCCACAAUUUCAACAACAGGUACAACAACCUGCUGCGCCUAAGGCUGCUUGGGAGGUUGCAAUUGAAAAAUUAGCAAACGCCACUAGUCAAGAAUUCCAAAAUUUACAGGCAACAGUGAAAAACAUAGAAAAACAAAUGGGGCAGAUUGCAUUCCAAGUUUCAGAAAGAGCACCGGGUACAUUUCCUAGCCAAACUGAACAGAAUCCAAGGGGAUGCGCAGAUUGUAAGGCAGUUCGAGUUCUACGUUCAGGUAAAAGUUAUGACAAUAGAGGUGACAUUUGUGCUGGAAAUUCGCAGGCAGCAUCACAGCCACAAACAGAUUCAGGAAAAUUUGCAGAUUCUGAAGUUUUUGCAGAUUCUACAGCAUCUAUGGGCGGACCCGAAAACAGUGAAAAAAGUGCUGCAGAAACUGCAGAACGUGUUUAUGUGCCUCCAAUGCCUUAUCCCGAAAGGUUGAAGCCCAAAGUUAAAGAUCAACAAUUGAUAGAUUUUAUGAAGACGUUGGCCAAAGUUCAGAUAAAUCUCUCAUUGAUUGAUGCAAUUAAGAACAUUCCAUCUUAUGCUAAGUUUUUAAAGGAUGUUUGCACAAAGAAAAAGAAGCUAGUGGAUUUUGAAAAAGUCAUUCUUACAGAACAGUGCAGCGCAGUUUUAUUACACAAACUGCCUCCAAAGAAACAAGACCCAGGGAGUUUUACAAUUUCAUGCACAAUUGGAAAUUCUAAUUUUAAACGUGCUUUAAUUGAUUUGGGUGCCAGUAUUAAUUUAAUGCCUUUUUCUGUUUUUCAGAGGCUAGGACAAGGAGAAAUCAAGCCUACAUCAGUUAUUCUACAACUAGCGGAUCGUUCAGUUGCUUACCCUAGGGGAAUUAUUGAAGAUCUCAUUAUUAAAGUGGAUAAUCUCUAUCUUCCUGCAUAUUUUGUGGUCUUGGAUAUGGAUGAAGAUAUGCAAACACCGAUUAUUUUGGGGCGUCCGUUCAUGGCUACUGCUCGAACCUUAAUUGAUGUUGAGGCUGGGACACUUACACUUAGAGUGCAAGAUCAGUCCGUUAUUUUCAGUUUAUUUGAAGUAACCAAAAGGCCAGCUGAUGUGCAAGAUUGUAUGCGUGUUGACAUGUUAGAUAGCUUAAUGCAUGCUGAAAUUAUGCCCCGUUUGACAUCAGAUCCAUUGUUAAAGGUGUUGCAUGGGUUGGAGAAUAAAAACACUGCAGAUGAAGAGGUUUUUGAGUAUGUUUCAGCUUUGGAAAGUGCUCCUUUUCUACACCCCCGUUGGAGGCACGUUUUUGAGAGUUUAGGGGAACCAAAAAAACCAUUGCAGCCCUCUAAAGUACAGCCACCUAAACUGGAUUUAAAAGUACUGCCAGGACACUUGAAAUACGCUUAUCUAGGUGCAAAUUCUUCGCUGCCAGUUAUUAUAGCUGCUGACUUAUCAUCAACAGAAGAAGAAAAAUUGCUGCGUAUUUUAAGAAAUUAUCAAGAUGCAAUCGGUUGGACUAUAGCAGACAUUAAAGGGAUCAGCCCUACAAUUUGCAUGCAUCGAAUUCUUAUGGAAGAUGGAGUAAAGCCCACCAUUGAUGCUCAACGUCGUUUGAAUCCAAUUAUGAAAGAAGUGGUUCGUACUGAAGUUAUGAAGCUUCUAGAUGCUGGGAUGAUCUACCCAAUUUCAGAUAGUAAGUGGGUUAGUGCAACUCAAGUGGUGCCCAAGCGUUCUGGAAUUACAGUUGUGAAGAAUGAUAAUAAUGAACUUGUGCCUACACAUUUGACUACUGGGGGUAUUGAGGUUGAUAAGGCCAAAAUUGAUGUAAUUGCAAAGCUGCCACCACCGACAACUGUUAAAAGUGUUCGAUCUUUUCUUGGUCAUGCUGGGUUUUACAGACGGUUUAUUAAGGAUUUCUCCAAGAUUAGCCGACCAUUGUGUACUUUAUUGGCUAAGGAUGCUCCUUUUGUUUUUGAUGAUGCUUGUUUGGAGGCUUUCAACAAGUUAAAGACACUCCUCACUACAGCACCCAUUAUUGCAGCACCUAAUUGGAGUUUACCUUUCGAAUUGAUGUGUGAUGCUUCAGAUUACGCAGUAGGAGCGGUUCUUGGACAGCGGAAAGAUAAGCUUCCCCAAGUCAUUCAUUAUGCUAGUCGGACUCUCAAUGAUGCACAGCUGAACUAUGCGACCACAGAGAAGGAAUUGUUGGCAGUUAUUUUUGCAUUAGAAAAAUUUCGUUCUUACUUAGUUGGGGCUAAGGUGAUUGUUUACACAGAUCAUGCAGCUUUGAAGUAUUUGUUGUCGAAGAAAGAUGCUAAGCCUCGAUUAAUUCGUUGGAUUCUUUUACUACAAGAGUUUGACUUAGAAAUCAGGGAUAAGAAGGGUAGUGAAAAUGUUGUGGCUGAUCAUUUGUCCAGGUUGAUUGUGCCAAUUUCUGCAGAAGAAGACUUGCUGCCUUUGAAUGAAAAUUUUCCAGAUGAACAACUAUUUGCUACCCAUAUCAUUUCACCAUGGUUUGUUGAUUUAGUUAAUUAUUUGGCUAGAGGGGUACUUCAUCCAGAUUUUACUUUCCAGCAGAAAAAGAAAUUUUUGGCAGAUGCAAAGUAUUAUUUUUGGGAUGAACCAUAUUUAUACAAAUAUUGUUCAGACCAAGUUAUUCGCAGGUGUAUUCCAGAAGAAGAGCAUGAAAGUGUUUUAAAGUUUGCACAUCAGUAUGCUUGUGGGGGACAUUUUGGCCCUAAAAGAACAGCAGCUAAAAUUUUGCAAAGUGGAUUGUUUUGGCCUACUCUCUUCAAGGAUGCAAAUAGUUGGUGUAGAUCUUGUGACCGUUGUCAAAGGGUGGGUAAUCAGUCCAAAAGGAAUGAAAUGCCUCAACAAAGUAUAUUAGUCGUUGAAUUGUUUGAUGUUUGGGGUAUUGAUUUCAUGGGACCAUUCCCAAUGUCCCAUGGCAAUCAGUAUAUUUUGGUGGCUGUUGAAUAUGUUUCUAAAUGGGUUGAGGCAAUUGCAGCAUCAACCAAUCAAGGAUCAGUUGUUCUGAAAUUCCUCCAAGGGGUACUUUUUCCACGAUUUGGAACACCGCGUGUCAUUCUAAGUGAUGGGGGUAAGCACUUUGUUAACAGAUCGUUUGCUACGUUGUUGGCUAAGUAUGGGAUCACCCAUCGUGUUGCUACUCCUUAUCAUCCACAAACAUCAGGACAGGUUGAAGUUUCAAAUAGAGAAAUCAAGCGAAUUCUUGAAAAAACAGUUAGCUCUACUCGAAGAGACUGGAGUUUGAAAUUGAGUGAUGCUCUCUGGGCGUACAGAACAGCAUUUAAAGGCCCAAUUGGGAUGUCCCCAUUUCGGCUGGUUUAUGGUAAGGCUUGUCACUUACCUAUGGAGCUAGAGCAUAAGGCGUUUUGGGCUAUUAAAGAGUUGAAUUUUUCCUAUGAUUCCGCUGGAGAAAAACGUAAAUUGCAGAUUAAUGAGCUUGAGGAAAUUCGUAAUGAUGCUUAUGAGAGUUCGCGCAUUUACAAAGAAAAAACCAAGGCAUUUCAUGACACUCAAAUUCUCAGAAAGAAUUUUCAUCCAGGGCAAAAAGUUUUGUUAUUUAGUUCAAGGUUGAAGUUAUUUCCAGGGAAGUUAAAGUCUCGUUGGAAUGGUCCCUAUUUGGUUACUAAGGUUUAUCCUCAUGGGGCGGUUGAUAUUACAAGUGAAAUUAAUGGCAACACAUUCAAAGUGAACGGUCACAGGCUGAAACCAUAUUUGGAGUCGCCCUUCGAUAUUGCACGCGAGUCACUGACUCUGAAGGAACCAGUGAUCUGA
Messenger RNA from Prunus avium (sweet cherry), 4170 nucleotides. RefSeq lists its product as uncharacterized. Gene Ontology annotation, biological process: DNA integration. The record is from RefSeq and is a predicted model, not a curated record. Lineage: Eukaryota; Viridiplantae; Streptophyta; Magnoliopsida; Rosales; Rosaceae. Gene Ontology annotation, molecular function: nucleic acid binding.